GUCAAUGUCAGAUAAACGUCAAAUCGUCAACAAAAUUCGUAAAAUUAUCCAAAAGGAUUUGGUUAAACUCAUUUAUUUGUUGGUAUGGCAAAGAAAUGUCGAAAUGUAAGAAGAACUUACACGACUGCUUGGUACUGUAGUAUUCUCAAGAAAAUAAACGUGCAUUUAUGAAAUAAUAACACUGUGAAAUCAAGUUAAAAGUUUGGGUUAUUCAUUUGAAAAAGUGAUCAAGACUACCGGCUUGUUUACAAUGAUUUCUCAAAUAGUUGUAAUUGUAACAACUGUUAAAUUACUAUUUAUUCCACUAUAUCAUUCCACAGACUUCGAAGUCCAUCGAAACUGGCUGGCUAUCACACAUAACUUGACACUAGACAAAUGGUAUUAUGACAAUACUUCAGAAUGGACCCUGGAUUACCCACCAUUCUUUGCAUGGCUGGAGUUUGUGAUGUCAUUUGUUGCCAAACAUUUCGACCCGCAAAUGCUGUACUUAACUAAUUUGAACUACAAAUCUGAUAUGACUAUACUAUUCCAAAGGCUGUCCGUUAUUUUUUUGGAUUUUGUGUAUGUCUACAGUGUAAAGAGGUUGUCCAGUUUCAUUGGUGAUGGGAAGCUUCUGGUUUUCAUAUUAUUGAUGUCCUGUCCAGGUCUGUUGAUGAUAGACCACAUACACUUCCAGUACAAUGGAUUCUUAUUUGGAAUUCUUUUAUAUUCCAUAUCACAUAUAAUAGAAAAUAAUUGUCUGAUAGCAGCAUUUUGGUUUGCAGUGCUGUUGAAUUUGAAGCACAUAUUUUUGUAUGUGGCUCCUGUGUACAUUGUGUACUUGUUCAGGGCAUAUUGCUUUACAAUAUCUUCAGUUGAUGGUGUCCAUACUCCUUGGUACUCAUUCUCUUUGACAAAUCUCUUUAAACUGGCAUUCACAGUGAUAUUUGUCUUUGGACUCUCAUUUGGACCUUUUAUUUAUCAUAUUCCACAGAUUCUUUCGAGGCUAUUUCCCUUCAAAAGAGGAUUAUGUCAUGCUUAUUGGGCACCUAACUUUUGGGCGAUAUACAACUUUGUUGAUAAGGUUCUACAAACUAUUGGUACAAAAUUAGGACUACUGCGGAUCCCAAGAGCUGAAGCGUCCAUGACGGGAGGACUGGUACAGCAGUACGACCAUGCAGUGUUACCAUCAAUCACUCCAACCAUGACCAUAGUUCUAACUGUCGUGACGAUGAUACCAGCACUCAUUAAACUGUGGCAUUUGUGCGCUGAUAGAAGAUACAGGGUGUUAAGUUUUGUAAGGUGUAUGGUGGUCUGUGCGGCUUGCUCCUUUUUGUUCGGCUGGCACGUUCAUGAAAAGGCCAUACUGAUGAUCCUGGUGCCGUUGACUUUCCUCUCAGUACUGGGCGACGUUGACGGCAAACAAUUUUUAAUUUUAACAACAGUCGGAAACUAUUCUCUAUUCCCACUGCUAUAUCCAAAGAAUUUAUUCUCCAUUAAGUUUUUCAUAUUAUUGACACAUGUAGCUUUAGCUUUUGUUAAUAUUAGAACUUUAUAUGAACCUGCAAAAGUUAAAGGCGGUAGGAGGAUAAGAGUACUUCGCUUGCCUAUGUUGAGGCAAAUAGAGUCUUUAUAUUUAUAUGGUUUAAUAGUACUUUGUGUGUACGAUAAUGCUAUUCAUGCGCUCUGGGGCUUAGACAAAACGUUGCCAUUCUUACCCCUAAUGCUUACAUCCGUAUAUUGUUCGGUAGGAGUGAUAUACGUAUGGCUUUGUUAUUAUUAUUAUUUCUUAACGUUCAAUGUUAGUCAAGUCCCCACAGUAUGCUCGGUUAACUUAGCAGAAAAAUAUAAAAAGACGAGUUAAAUUAUACAGAUAUAUAGUUGUUACUACCGUAGUGGACAUGUUUAAAUUGAAAUCGCGAUUAAUAUAAAGAGAAAAACUAUUUUGGAAGACUAUUAGACAUACAUAAUAGAAUUGCUAGAAGUUGUAGAAGAAGUUAUAUUGUUUCAAUGAUUACCCUAAUCUCCAACAGGACUCAAAGCUACACUAGCGCCAAAUGAUGAACAGUAAAAGUAAACUUCACUCCUAUUGUGGGUAAUUAAUUUUGUAUUCUUUUUUAACGUGUCCAUGCUCUGGUUGUUUGCUGUGUAUUGCUUUUCUCAUUCCACAAACAAUUGAAUAAAAAAAAAUCAAGCGAGAAAUUACCACUUAAGGGCCUUUUCACACGUUUCUGUUGGCGUAUAGUUGGAGCCGGGAAUCUAGUGGCGAAGUAUAUUUAGUUAUGUGCGUUAGCUUUCGCAUAUUCCGGUACGUUUUAACUUAAAUUUGCCGCCGGAUAACCGCCAACCGGAGCGUGUGGAAAGGGCCUUAUUCCGUUAUCGAACGUAUUUCGAAACCUAACAUUGAUUGUAUGUACUUUACUUCUAAGUAAUGUCUACUAGUCGUAUUAUAUCUGAAAAUACGUUGCAUGGUGCUGGUAGGGACUGAGUAAUAUAGGUAAAUACCCUGGACCCUCCAGCUUUUACAUAUCCAUUUCAUCAGUUUAGGAUAGAGACAGAUUAGAUAGGUAAUUGUUGGUUGCUUGCUACCUUAGACUAUCCAAAGCAGUCUAGUGGUAUCUUUACUACAGAAAAGGUAAAGAUACCGGGUGAGUUCGGGUCUUUCGAUUUUAUUACAAAGCAUUAUAAUUGAAAAUAUACUUAUUAAAGAAAGUCUACAUGAGAUAGCUGUAGCUAUAAAACAACUUUUAAAACGCCAAAGUAGUCCAGCCCCAGCAACUUCGACAAAAAUUAGUCAAAAUGCAUUGAUCGAUUUUCAACCAUAUUCCUUUCGAAUAAAGUUAAAAAUGUAUUAGCUGGACCGAUUUUUGUCGAAGUAUUCGGAUUAUCCGUUAUAUUACAUUGUUGUAAGCUUAUUCGUAGUGAGAACUGAUGAUUUUAUAUAGAUUUAGAAUUAAGUCAAAGUUUGCUUGUAAAUGAAAUGUGACGCAUGUAAAUAUUGCUGUUCAAUGGACGACAGAAGGAAAAUAAACGUUUUGUAAAUCAAUAA
This is a messenger RNA of Spodoptera frugiperda (fall armyworm), 3028 nucleotides long. RefSeq names its product probable dolichyl pyrophosphate Glc1Man9GlcNAc2 alpha-1,3-glucosyltransferase (gene xit). The transcript has 8 exons. NCBI's taxonomy places the organism in Eukaryota, Metazoa, Arthropoda, Insecta, Lepidoptera, Noctuidae. The coding region runs from base 251 to 1843 and encodes 530 amino acids. The record is from RefSeq and is a predicted model, not a curated record. Gene Ontology annotation, molecular function: dolichyl pyrophosphate Glc1Man9GlcNAc2 alpha-1,3-glucosyltransferase activity. Gene Ontology annotation, biological process: protein N-linked glycosylation. Gene Ontology annotation, cellular component: endoplasmic reticulum membrane.